Neoarius graeffei (lesser salmon catfish) is the source of this 4453-nucleotide messenger RNA. RefSeq names its product sphingomyelin phosphodiesterase acid like 3A (gene smpdl3a). Gene Ontology annotation, molecular function: sphingomyelin phosphodiesterase activity. Gene Ontology annotation, biological process: sphingomyelin catabolic process. The record is from RefSeq and is a predicted model, not a curated record. The coding region runs from base 56 to 1399 and encodes 447 amino acids. The transcript is spliced from 8 exons. NCBI's taxonomy places the organism in Eukaryota, Metazoa, Chordata, Actinopteri, Siluriformes, Ariidae.
UCGUCCUUCCUGGACUAUGCAGUAGGAUCAGGACUGAGUGAUAUUAAUUGGAAUCAUGGGACUGGUUUUGUUUUGCUGGCUUGUUUUGCUUUUGUACCAGCAGGUUUGUGCUGCACCAAGAAAUGUCGAGUUUAGAGAGAGACCCCUGGUGGAUAUAAGUAAAUUCUGGCACAUCUCAGACCUGCACAUCGAUCCUACCUACCACGUCACAGAAGAUCGCACCAAAGUGUGUUACUCCUCAAAGGGCUUCCCUGCAUCCGACCCAGGGGUUUUUGGAGAUUUUAUGUGUGACUCUCCUUAUGAGCUAAUUCUGUCUGCCUUCAGUUAUAUGAAAAGUGUGGAUCUUGAGCCCGAAUUUAUUAUCUGGACUGGAGACAGCCCUCCACAUGUUCCAGUAGAUAAGCUGUCCACAGACACUGUUAUAAAUAUGAUCGGCAAUAUGACGCACACCAUACGCCAGUUCUUCCCUCAGCUGCCAGUGUACCCUGCCCUGGGCAACCACGACUACUGGCCACAGGAUCAACUUCAAGUAAAAGAAAAUGACAUUUACCAGGCUGUAGCCAGACUUUGGUCUUCAUGGCUACAACCAGAAGCCCUCAUUACUCUAUGUAAAGGGGGCUUUUACUCUCAGUUGAUUAAGCCUGGACUCCGACUGGUGAGCCUGAACACAAAUCUUUACUACAGUCCCAACAAAGUAACCGUGAACAUGUCUGACCCAGCUGGCCAGUAUCAGUGGCUACAGGACACUCUGGAACUUUCCAAACAGAACAUGGAGAGGGUUUAUGUGAUUGCUCAUGUCCCGAUUGGUUACCUGCCCUAUGCGAAAAACACCACAGCCAUGAGGGAGAGUGACAAUGAAAGACUUGUGGAGAUAUUUCGAAACUACAGUGACAUUAUUCAGGGACAGUUUUACGGUCAUACUCAUCGAGACAGCUUGAUGGUUCUUCUGGAUCGUAAAGGGAAGCCUGUUAACUCCAUCUUUGUGACGCCGGCUGUGACCCCAUACAGAAGUUUUCUCGAGCAAUAUUCGAAUAACCCUGGCGUCCGCAUGUACCUGUACAACUCCCAGGACUAUGGCUUACAGGAUCUUUGGCAGUUCUACUUGAAUCUGACUGAAGCAAAUCAGGAAGAAAAGCCCAACUGGAGACUGGAAUACAUCAUGACCAAAGCUUUUGGUAUCAAGGACAUUCAGCCAGAAAGCCUGCAUGAACUUGCACUAAAGUUUGAAGCACCAGAAAGUAAAGAAUUCCAGAAAUACUUCACUUAUUUCAUGGUCAGUUACAAUACCACUGUCACUUGUACAGAGGAGUGUAAAACAGUACAGGUUUGUUCUGUACACUUUUUGGACCACAAGUCCUAUUCAGAGUGUGUGCAAAAGGUCAGCAGUGGUGAGUUUUAAUGGCGAAAGCCUUUUUAGAGUUCUCUUUUUUUUUUAUUAACUUGCCAUAAAGGGAAUAAAUCUUAGCCUUUAUCUUUUUAGUUUAGAGGUAUUCUUUUAAAAUAAAGAGAAAAUACAUGAAGCACAACUGUAGAAUUUAUUACUUUUUAGUGCCAGCUAAAGACUUGAACCAAACCUUAUACGUGCAGUGUUUCCCUGAAGUUUGCUGGUUUGGGGCGUGGGAUGGGGGGUGAGGAUGGUCACCUGCACGACUCCUCCCCAUGAUUUCCAUUACAGAGCAUUUGGACGUGAGCAAACAGUUAAAGGAGUCAUAUUUAAGUCUUCACGUUUUAUUUUAGAACAAUUUUUUUUUAAACAAUUUUUUGUUUUUAUUUUUUUAAUACAAGUUGGAUCAAAGCCACUGAUCUUGUAGUGAGUCCUGUGUUGAGGGGAUACAGUUUCAGCAGGAGAGCUGGUCGUGUUCUAUAUGGACAGGGGACAAAAUACAGGCACAAAUCCUCAAAAGGGCUCAACCUGAGGUCUAUCUGCUGUACUCAGGUUUCUCUUGCAAAAGAAAUCUUGAUCUCAAUUAAAUUAGCUGAUUGAAUAAAGUUGUAUAUAAGUGAGGGAAUAUCUUGGAGGAAAGUUCAUCCCUCCAAUACAGUUCCACAGACUUGGCAAGGAGUACUGAAGAUAUUCUGGAGACUCAUGGUGUUCUCACUACUAAGACACUUCUUCAUUUUGGUUUUUAAUUUGUCACCUAUCUGUACCACAGCCUCUCCUACCUUACUGCUUGAUUCUGUAAUUCGCUCACCUCUCCACUUUCUGCAUGCUGUCCCUGCCCAUCACCUGGGGGCCACUGACUUUGCUAACACUCUUGUUUGAAUCAAAUCGUUUUUUGAGCGCAGCUUGAGCGGGGGAUGUUUCUGCAUGGUCCUAGUGCCUGCAUCCCUGUUUGUUUGUUUUUUUCUCUGACCUUAAAAUGUGUGGGUGGGCUGGGGUCCCGUUGCACCUCCUCCCCCCCCCAAAUAAAUUAAAAUAUAAAAUAUAUGGUUGGGGGCGGCACGGUGGUGUAGUGGUUAGUGCUGUCGCCAGCAAGAAGGUCCGGGUUCGAGCCCUGUGGCCGGCGAGGGCCUUUCUGUGUGGAGUUUGUAUGUUCUCCCCGUGUCCGCAUGGGUUUCCUCCGGGUGCUCCGGUUUCCCUCACAGUCCAAAAGACAUGCAGGUUAGGUUAACUGGUGACUCAAAAUUGACCAUAGGUGUGAAUGUGAGUGUGAAUGGUUGUCUGUGUCUAUGUGUCAGCCCUGUGAUGACCUGGCGACUUGUCCAGGGUGUACCCCACCUUUUGCCCGUAGUCAGCUGGGAUAGGCUCCAGCUUGCCUGCGACCCUGUAGAACAGGAUAAAGCGGCUAGAGAUAAUCAGAUGAGAUGGGAUAUAUGGUUGGGGAAACACUGAUGUGACUGGGAAUGUUCUGGAUCUGCUGGAGCAACACAUUUUUCUAGCCAGCUUUAUCCAGUGUUUUUUUUUUUUUAAUUCAGUUUUAUAUUCUAGAAAUAAGAAAUGAUUGUUAUGCAUCUUAGUUUUAAAGGAUUAGUAUUGUCAAAUGAUAUAGAGCUUAUUUAAAGUUAAGCGAUCUUCAAAAUCAAAUGGUUUAUAAAUAAGGUGAGCAUUGUUUUUAAAGGGAUUUGAAUUGUUUAAAAUUACAGCGUAUUUUAAUUUAUAUAAAGAAUAUUUUUUAUUAUUUUUCACUGAUUUAUUGUACAACAGGGUUGUUGCUGGACAAUCAAGAAAUGACUGUUAAAAUCAGAGCAGCUGUAAUGUAUUUUCUGUUUCAUUAAUUCUAGUGCACAUUCACUGUGGAACUGAAUUGUAUGUUCGUUUGUGUCUGGGGUUUAAAAAAAAUAAGUACUUCUGUUUGUUUUAAAAUUCCAUGGAGUUUCUAAUAAACUGUGGGUAUGUUCUAUAACCUUAUACCUUAAUCCGUCUUGCGAUGGGUCUGCCUGCUCACAAUCUAUUAAUCAUUGUUUGUUUGGUGCAACAUAGGAUUCGGUGCCAUUAGCUCGAGCCAAUGCACAAAGCUUCCCCAUCACAAUAUCGUAAUCCUCUCCUAGAUACAGCUCAAGAUCAUUACCCAGCGUCUUCACGAUGUUUAGUCUUGGGCGUCCAACACUUCCAGAGGCAUGGGCGGGAACUCAAUUUAGCAGGAAUUUAGGGAGCCUGCCAUCUGACAUUUGUGCCACGUGCCCAAAGUAAAGGAGAUGGCAGUAGUUUAUGCUGAUUCCCAGGCUACAGCAACCAGUUCUCCUUUUUAUCUCAAGGUUCGAACUGUGCUCAUGGAACCGUACCUUUAGGAUUCUGUGCAGACAGUUAUGAUAGCUUACUGAUUAUUAUAGUGUUCUAUGAUGCAAAAAUAAUCUAAAGCAUGAGGCAAAAUCUGUGGUUGACUGACUCCCAGCCAUAGUGAAUACAUGUAAAUCGUCUGGCAUCCCUACCUUAUGUCAUCUCAGCUGACAAGACAGGAGCAAUUCACCAAUGAAGAAGUCCUUCGAGGACUUGUUCAUCUCACCUUUUCACAUACACGUAUAGUAAUCUUUGUAUUAACUUUCUCAUAACAAUCACUUGUGACCUGUAUGUUGGUACAACAUGUAAAUACCACCAUUGCAAGACCUCAAACUAAAAGAUGAGGAAAGUCCAGUGUGAUCAAGCAUGCAUCAGAUCCCUUUAGGAUCUAAGAAGGGAUUGCUAGAGAUGUGUUUGGCAUGCUUGAACUGGUACAGGCUGUUCUGAUUGCUACUUGUUUUGGCUAGUGACAUCCUUGAGAUUUAUCUUCGCUCGCACAUUCUGCUCUCUGCUUAAUGAAGGUUAUUUUGAUGAGUAAUGUCUUUCUUCUUUUAUAAGAUUAUGAUUCUGACCAGUGAUGUAAUGCUUCAUCAUCCAUUACAUUACCCUGUCAUAUACAGGUAACUUAGCUUCAUCAAUCACAUCAUCAUUAUCUAAUCACAUCGCUGCAACACACUCCUGAAUGUGAAUAUAUAUUAAUGUUUGUCCUACAAUAAACUGAGAAGCAUCUCUGAA